Rhagoletis zephyria (snowberry fruit fly) is the source of this 985-nucleotide messenger RNA. RefSeq names its product achaete-scute complex protein T3-like. The record is from RefSeq and is a predicted model, not a curated record. Gene Ontology annotation, cellular component: RNA polymerase II transcription regulator complex. Gene Ontology annotation, biological process: positive regulation of transcription by RNA polymerase II; neuron differentiation; sensory organ development. Gene Ontology annotation, molecular function: DNA-binding transcription factor activity, RNA polymerase II-specific; protein dimerization activity; RNA polymerase II transcription regulatory region sequence-specific DNA binding. Lineage: Eukaryota; Metazoa; Arthropoda; Insecta; Diptera; Tephritidae.
GUAGCAACACAAACUCGUCUUAGAACAACACCGAAGAAAAUAAAGUAGAAAGUAGUAGUUGAAAAUCAGUGCAAAGUCAAUCUAAUCAAAACCGAGAAAGAAGUUGUAUUAGUUCAAAUUUUUAAAACGCAAAAAAGCACACCCAAAUAAAUUUCGCACAAAAAUGGCAAGUGUUUGCAUGCCACAAACGGGUUACCAGCAACAUCAACAACAACACCAUUUCCAAAUGUUGAACGGCAACAUAAUGUUGCUACAAAAGGCACAACACCAACAACAGCAGCUGCAACAACAAAACCUCCACACCGCCGCCUAUCAGCACAAGAAGCACCAGACCAUCGCACCCGCACCAAAAGUUUUGGGCAACAGCAAUCUUCACAACAUCCAAGUGGGUGCCGCAGGUGGUGGUGGUGGCGGCAUGUUGCCGCGCAAGAAGUACACCUACAUGAAUGUGCCGUACGGCGAGCAGCUGCCAUCGGUGGCACGUCGCAAUGCGCGCGAACGCAACCGUGUCAAGCAGGUGAACAACGGUUUUGCCAACUUGCGUCAGCAUCUGCCACAAACGGUGAUCAAUACGUUGUCGCAUGGUGGACGCGGCGCCAGCAAGAAGCUCUCCAAGGUGGAUACGCUACGCAUUGCUGUCGAGUACAUUCGCGGUCUGCAGGAUAUGCUCGAUGAGUCGCAGCCAGCCGAAAGUAAAUUUCAUACCGGCACACUCUGCGAUGAGUCCAGCAACGAUGGCAGCAACUAUGGUUACUCGUCGAUGGGCAGUCCCAGUGAAGCCNCGGAUAUUUCGAUUGGUGGCGUCAAUUAUUUGCAACCAGUGAAACUCGAACACCAGCAGCUGCAGCAGCAGCAGCACCAACAGCCUGCUCAGACGCACUUCAAGUUUGAAGCCUUUGACGAGUUUGCGCAUUUGUCACCUGCAGAUGAGCAACCCGACGAUGAGGAACUGUUGGACUAUAUCUCUUCCUGGCAAGAGCAGUAA